Molecule: messenger RNA, 1002 nt
Organism: Pichia kudriavzevii
Lineage: Eukaryota; Fungi; Ascomycota; Pichiomycetes; Pichiales; Pichiaceae
Exons: 1
Coding region: 1-1002 (333 amino acids)
Biological process (GO): fluoride transmembrane transport
Cellular component (GO): membrane
Molecular function (GO): fluoride transmembrane transporter activity
Source: RefSeq, a predicted model, not a curated record
AUGCGGGCGCCUCCGUCAUGGGAUAGAAUCUCAGAAGUACUCUCUAUUUGCACAUUUGCCAUGUUAGGAACAUUGGCUCGAGUAUCAUUCCAGGAUUUAACGGGGUACUCAGAUGCCUACAUAAACUAUCCUCGAGGAACAUCCAUUUGGAUUAACUUCACAGCAUGUUUCAUGAUUGCCUUCUUCAACAACGUCCCUGCCCUGUGGGACACUAUUCUGGAGGAUUCAGAUAAGAAAACCAUCAAAGAACUUCCUCUAUACCUCGGAUUAACUUCAGGGUUUUGUGGCUCCUUCUCAACAUUUAGUGGCGCAAUAGUGGAGAUCUUCUUUGCAACAAUUGGCAGACCGGCACCCAACAAUGGCUAUCGUGUUAUGGACUUCUUUGCCGCCUUAAUCAUCUCUUUUGCACUUCCCUCUUAUGGUUACGUGUUGGGUCUACACUUUGCAAAGCUCUCCAACCAUUACAUUCUCACAAACUCCACUCCCAUGUUCACCUACAAAAACUCAAUCAGAUUGCGUUUCUUAUUCAACGUUUUGGGAUUCGCAGCCUUCAUCGCUAAUAUAGUCCUAUCGGCAAAGUUAAAUGUUAAUUACUGGUACAAAUCAUCCUAUUCGUUAUCAUUGCUAAUUGCAAUACCAGGUGCUCUUACAAGGUAUUACUUGUCUUUGCUAAAUCCAAAGUUUCCGAAGUUCCCAAUAGGUACUUGGUUGGCCAAUAUCGUUGGAACAUUACUGGUAUCUGUUUUUGAACUAUUAUUAGGAGGUCUUAACAGAGAGGGUAAAUUGAUAAUCUCAAAUCAUGUCCAUAGAUUCGCCGUUAAUGCAUUUAUUUUGGGCUUUACAGGCGCUCUGUCGACAAUGUCAACUUUCAUUCAUGAAGUGCACAACCUAAAUAAACCUCACCUACAACACAUAUACUUCUGGGGGACUUUUGCACCAAGUCUUGCCAUCAUAAUUGUCAUUGUCGGGUCCUAUGCAUGGACUGAAGGUAUGCAAAUAUAA